Messenger RNA from Microthlaspi erraticum, 1848 nucleotides. NCBI's taxonomy places the organism in Eukaryota, Viridiplantae, Streptophyta, Magnoliopsida, Brassicales, Brassicaceae. The record is from the annotation of a GenBank genome assembly.
AUGGAUGCAAACCAGUGGCGAUCGAAGAAGAAAGUAGAAUCUCCAGCAGAAACACUCCAAGGUUCUUCUAGAAGAAUCAUCAGAGGACAGGCACGUACGGUUCCUCCAGGAAAUGGAAUUAGACCCGAGAGAGCUCGAAAAAGUCUAAACGAGAAGCUAGAAACUGUGGUCUUAAACUCUCCAAAGAAAGAUCCUCGUGUGAAUCUUUAUGGCGAUAAAGGUGUAGCAGAUGAGAUUUUCCUGAAAGAUGAAGAAAUGAGUCUUGAAACUGGAGAUUCAUCGCCUUUUUGUGGUGUCUCGGAUAAGCUUCUGCAGCGAAUGGAGCUUCUUGGGAGAGAUCAUGAGCCUAAGAACAAUCUCAGGUCAUUUGACACUAAGAAGGAGAGACAAGAAGAGUCUGACCUAAUGGAGAUGAAGAGAAAGAUUCAAGCUUUAGCCGCUGAGAACUCUCAGCUCAAGAAGUCGCUUGUGGCCAAAGAAGAGCUCGCGGUGAGCCUACAGGAGCGUAAGUUUCAGGUGGAAACAGAGUUUGAGGCGUUGAUGACAAGAUUAGACUCGACGGAGAAAGAAAAUGCGUUCUUGAGAUAUGAGUAUACAGUUCUUGAGAAGGAUCUUGAGGUGAAAACAGAGGAAACAGAGUAUACUCGCAAGUCUAUGGAGCUAACGCAUAAGCAACAGCUUAGGAACGUGAACAAGAUUGUGGAGCUUGAAGCUGAGUGCCAAAGGUUAAGACUUCUGUUUCGAAAGAAGUUUCCGGAGAAGUCUAUAUCGAUGAGGAACGAAGGCGAAGAGAGGAAGAUGGAGAUGAAGAGAAGAAACGCGAACAAGAGCGAUUUGAUGAUGAGAGAUGAGGUUCAGAGCCGGAAGCUCAAGUAUGAUCUGUUGAUGGAGCAGAUUGGGAAUGUCAGAGCAGAGAACAAGAACCUAAUGGACGUAAUCAUGAGGAAGAACAUGGAGAUUAAAGAUCUUAGCCGUGGACAGAAACCAUUAGAGGCUUCGAGUUUGGAUGUUAGAAGUGAAAGCAAUGUGAUUAGCCCUUCUGGUUGUAAGGAGAUGAAGCUACUGAUGGAUGAUUUCAAUGAGAUGGAGAAGUUAGCCAUUGUGUGUAGUGAGAAAGAUCCAAAAGAGGGUGAUGAAAAGGAAGGAUCUUUUGAUUGGAUUCAAGCUGUUUUGAGCGCUCUAACGAAGCAGCAGAGGAUAUCGAAACGCGGUGUUAAAGAACUUUUGCAAGACAUCAAGAUUGCUUUAGGAUGUAUGGAUGAUGAUGAUGGAGAGAUCAAGAAACAUGAAGGAGAUCCUCUAUGCAUCACAUGGAAGUCAGAUCCAAUGACAAAGGAUGAGAUCAAGAGACAUUUGGGUCUAACAAGAGCAGAUAAGGUGGAUGAGAGGCAAGAACUUAGAGAUAAGCUUGAGGAAUCAGAGGAGAAGAUGAGAGAGUUAGAAGCAGAGAUCAAAGCGUUAAGAGAGAGUAAAGAAACGGUGGAGGUUGAGAUGGAAACAGAGAAAUCUAUGAAGGAAGAUCUUGAUACGAAGCUAAACAUAACCAAAGCUAAGCUUGACGAGACAGAGAAGAAGUUGUCUUCUCUUGAAGUAGAACUUGAUUACAGAAAGAGCUGUUGUGAAGAACUCGAAUACUCAACGGUGAAAGAUUCAUCCUACAAAGCAGAUGAUGGUAAUAACUGUGAGGAUGAUGAUGCUGGUAAAAAUUACAAUGCCUUGAUCGUGUACGAACCAGUCAAGAAGAUGGAGAUGGUUCCAAGAAAGAAGCAAGGGUUAGGGUUCUUUAAGAAGCUGUUGUUCAGGAGGAAAAGAGUGAGCAGCAAGAAAUGUCUCGCCUUGACUAUGUGA